This is a messenger RNA of Indicator indicator, 3268 nucleotides long. RefSeq names its product SWI/SNF related, matrix associated, actin dependent regulator of chromatin subfamily c member 1 (gene SMARCC1). Gene Ontology annotation, biological process: positive regulation of DNA-templated transcription. NCBI's taxonomy places the organism in Eukaryota, Metazoa, Chordata, Aves, Piciformes, Indicatoridae. Gene Ontology annotation, molecular function: nucleosomal DNA binding; histone binding. The record is from RefSeq and is a predicted model, not a curated record. Gene Ontology annotation, cellular component: nBAF complex; SWI/SNF complex; npBAF complex. Bases 122 to 3085 code for a protein of 987 amino acids. The transcript is spliced from 27 exons.
AGAUGCUCCUACCAAUAAAACCCUGGCUGGGCUGGUGGUGCAGCUGCUGCAGUUCCAGGAAGAUGCCUUUGGAAAACACGUCACCAAUCCUGCCUUCACAAAGCUUCCUGCAAAGUGCUUCAUGGAUUUCAAAGCUGGAGGUACUUUAUGUCACAUUCUUGGUGCUGCUUACAAAUACAAGAACGAGCAGGGCUGGAGGAGGUUUGACCUGCAGAAUCCGUCCCGAAUGGACCGAAACGUGGAGAUGUUCAUGAACAUUGAGAAGACACUGGUGCAGAACAAUUGUCUGAGCAGACCCACCAUCUACCUCAUCCCAGACAUGGAGCUGAAGCUGGCUAACAAACUGAAGGACAUUGUCAAACGGCACCAGGGAACAGUUACUGAAGAGAAGUCAAAGGCCACCCACCAUGUGUAUCCAAGUCCUACCUCAAUGGAUGAUGAUGAAUGGUUAAGACCUGUGAUGAAGAAAGACAAGCAGGUGCUGGUACACUGGGGCUUUUUCCCAGACAGCUAUGACACUUGGGUUCAUGCCAAUGAACUAGAUGCUGAAAUUGAGGAUCCUCCCAUUGCUGAAAAGCCAUGGAAGGUUCAUGCCAAGUGGAUUUUGGACACUGAUGUGUUCAAUGAGUGGAUGAAUGAAGAGGACUAUGAGGUGGAUGAGAACAGGAAGUCAGUCAGCUUCCGGCAGAGGAUCUCCAUGAAAAACGAGGAGCCUGUACGGAGCCCAGAGAGGAGAGACAGGAAAGCUGCAGCAAGUACAAGGAAGAGGAAACAUUCUCCUUCUCCACCCCCAACUCCUGUGGAGUCAAGAAAAAAGACAGGGAAAAAAGGCCAAGCAGCCUUAUAUGGGAAAAGGAGAGGGCAGAAAGAAGAAGAUGAGCAAGAAGAUCUUACAAAGGACAUGGAGGAUCCCACCCCAGUACCUAACAUAGAAGAAGUGGUACUGCCCAAAAAUGUGAACCCAAAGAAGGACAGUGAGAACACACCUGUGAAGGGAGGAACAGUGGCAGACCUUGAUGAGCAGGAUGAGGAGACAAUGGCAACUGGAGGAAAGGAAGAUGAAGAUCCCAACAAAGGGGAUCAGAGUCGGUCGAUCGACCCCGGUGAAGAUAACGUCACAGAGCAAACCAACCACAUCAUCAUUCCCAGCUAUGCAUCCUGGUUUGACUACAACUGCAUUCACGUGAUUGAACGUCGUGCUCUGCCGGAGUUCUUCAAUGGGAAAAACAAGUCCAAGACUCCAGAAAUAUACCUGGCUUACCGCAACUUCAUGAUCGACACCUACCGCCUCAACCCCCAGGAGUACCUCACCAGCACUGCCUGCAGGAGGAACCUCACUGGAGAUGUCUGUGCUGUCAUGAGGGUCCAUGCUUUUCUGGAGCAGUGGGGGCUCAUUAACUACCAGGUGGAUCCAGAAAGUCGUCCCAUGGCCAUGGGCCCUCCCCCAACCCCUCACUUCAACGUGCUGGCUGACACCCCCUCAGGACUCAUGCCUCUCCAUAUCCGUACUCCCCAGGUUCCAGCUGCUCAGCAGAUGUUGAGUUUCCCUGAGAAAAACAAAGAGAAGCCAACAGACCUGCAGAACUUUGGACUUCGCACAGACAUUUACUCCAAGAAGACUUUAGCAAAGAGUAAAGGUGCAAGUGCUGGCAGAGAAUGGACAGAACAAGAGACACUACUGCUGUUAGAAGCCCUGGAGAUGUACAAGGAUGACUGGAACAAAGUCUCGGAGCACGUGGGGAGCCGGACCCAGGAUGAGUGCAUCCUCCACUUCCUGAGGCUGCCCAUCGAAGACCCCUACCUGGAGAACUCAGAUGCCUCCCUGGGCCCCCUGGCCUACCAACCUGUGCCCUUCAGCCAGUCUGGCAACCCUGUGAUGAGCACUGUGGCUUUCCUGGCAUCGGUGGUGGACCCCCGGGUGGCAUCAGCUGCAGCUAAGGCAGCCCUGGAGGAGUUUUCUCGAGUCAGAGAGGAGGUGCCCCUGGAGCUCGUUGAAGCUCAUGUCAAGAAAGUCCAAGAAGCAGCAAGAGCCUCUGGGAAGGUGGAUCCAACCUAUGGGCUGGAGAGCAGCUGUAUUGCUGGAACUGGUCCAGAUGAGCCAGAGAAAAUGGAUGGAGCUGAAGAAGAAAAGAUGGAAACUGAGACAGAUGGGCAGCAGCCUGAGAAGGUUGAGAACAAAGUGGAGAGUGAAAUUGAGGAAGGAGAUAAAGCACAAGAAGGAGAAAAUGAGAGAAACUCAGAGAAGGAACCAGAGAGCGAAGCUCCUGCAGACCCCAAGCCAGAAGAGAAGGAGGCAGAAGAGAACAAGGAGAACGUUGAUGCCAGCAAGGACAAAGAGAGUGAGGCUGGGAAGAAGAAAGUGGAACAUGAAAUCUCGGAAGGAAAUGUAGCUACAGCUGCAGCUGCUGCCCUUGCCUCAGCUGCCACCAAAGCAAAGCACCUAGCAGCAGUGGAAGAGAGGAAGAUCAAGUCCCUGGUUGCCCUUUUGGUGGAGACACAGAUGAAGAAGCUGGAGAUCAAACUUCGCCAUUUUGAGGAGCUGGAAACCAUCAUGGACAGAGAGAAGGAGGCGCUGGAGCAGCAGAGGCAGCAGCUGCUGACAGAACGUCAGAACUUCCACAUGGAGCAGCUGAAGUAUGCUGAGCUAAGAGCUCGCCAGCAAAUGGAGCAGCAGCACAGCCAAACCCCACAGCAGUCCCACCAGCACUCCAGUGGGCCUGGGAUGAACCCCCUUGGGGCACCAGCACACCCAGGCCUAUUGCCCCACCAGCAGCCCCCACCCUACCCCAUGAUGCACCACCAGAUGCCACCACCUCACCCACCACAGCCAGGUCAGAUGCCAGGCCCUGGGUCGAUGAUACCUGGACAGCCCAUGCCAGGCAGGAUGAUGCCAGCCAACAUCCAUCCUGCUGGUGGUGGUCCCCCUCCACCUGGCAUGUCACCCAUGUCAGGAAAUCUGAUUGGACCUCGUGUUCCUCUGGCAGCUCCAAAUGGCAUGUAUCCCCCUCCUGCACAGCCACCUCCACCAGCAGAAGGGGUGACCCCACCUCCAGCUGGAGCUCCACCAGCUUCAGCUGCUCCCUAAGCAGUCAAGGAAGAAGAAGGAACUUCUACAGCAACAUAGUGGUGACCAAAAAUGAAUUCCUUAGUUCCCUUCUGUUCCCCUGGGAGGUCUUUUUCACCUCCCCUUGUCCUGCCCCAGCUGUGGAUGUGCAGCCACACAGAGCACAUCUGUAGAGUGUCCUCUCCCCACCACUCCCAACCUUGG